Molecule: messenger RNA, 10258 nt
Organism: Fukomys damarensis (Damara mole-rat)
Lineage: Eukaryota; Metazoa; Chordata; Mammalia; Rodentia; Bathyergidae
Gene: Lama3
Product: laminin subunit alpha 3
Exons: 75
Coding region: 29-9970 (3313 amino acids)
Biological process (GO): regulation of cell adhesion; axon guidance; cell adhesion
Cellular component (GO): basement membrane
Molecular function (GO): signaling receptor binding
Source: RefSeq, a predicted model, not a curated record
GCUGCUGCUCCUGUCGCCGGCCCAGGCCAUGCUACUCCCGCCCCUCGUGGACGUGGCCAAGAUGGCACGGAUUUGGGCCACGGCCACCUGCGGAGAGCCGGAUCCGGACAGUCCCCAGCAGGACCCGGGCAGGGACGAGCCCAUGCGCUUCUGCCAGUUGGUUAGCCCCAUAUACCACACCAAAACCAAAACCAUCCAGGACGAGUACUGUGACAUCUGUAAUUCCAGCAACCCGGAGAAGGCACAUCCAGCCACCAAUGCAAUUGAUGGCACCAGCCGUUGGUGGCAAAGCCCUCCUGUCUCCAUGGGCACAAAGUAUGAACAGGUCAACCUCACCUUGGAUCUGGGUCAGGUCUUCCUAGUGGCCUACGUUAACAUCAAAUUUGCAAAUUCUCCUCGCCCAUUUUACUGGAUCUUGGAAAGAUCUGUAGACUUUGGACACACCUAUACACCAUGGCAAUAUUUUGCUCCAUCUAGAUUAGGCUGUAUACAAGCAUUUGGGACGAAGGAAGAUAAACCCCGCAGGGACAAUGAUGUGGUCUGUGUCACACGCUUUUCCAGGAUCAUACCUUUGGAAAAUGCACUGAUUAGUGUAUCUUUGACCUUCGGCCGUCCAGGUGCAAAAGAUUCAAAUGUCUCAAACACCUUGUUGGAGUUUAUACAGGCAACAAAUAUUCGCCUGCGCUUUCUCGAAUACGGCAACUUCAAGGGCCAUCUCAUGUCCGUUGGUAUGAGGGAUCCUAGCCUCACUGAGCAGUAUUUCUACAGUGUAAUGGAUAUCAGCAUUGGUGCAUGGUGUUUUUGCAAUGGCCAUGCUGAAGAGUGCCACAGAAACAAUCCCCAAAAACGGUUCCAAUGUGAAUGCCAGCACAACACUUGCGGGCAGACUUGCAAUAUCUGCUGUCCUGGGUUCAAUCAGAAGCCCUGGAAGCCAGGGACAUCACAUCAGAACAAUGAGUGUGAAGCCUGCAAUUGCCAUGGUCAUGCCUCAGACUGUUCCUACAAUCCAGAUGUUGAAGACCAGCAUAAAAGCUUGAACACCCAGGGCAUCUAUGAAGGUGGAGGGGUCUGCAUCAAUUGUCAGCACAACACGGCAGGUGUGAACUGUGAGGAGUGUGCUAAGGGCUAUUACCGCCCCCAUGGGGUUCAAGUUAAUGACACCUUUGGCUGCACCCCUUGCCAAUGUGAUGCUGAAUAUUCGGAUGGCUGUGAACAGGGCUCUGGCCUCUGUCGCUGCAAGCCGAAUUUCCAAGGAGACCACUGUGAGAAGUGUGCGGCUGGGUACCAUAACUUCCCGGUUUGCUCUGGAAUUCCCAUUUUUCCAGUUUCUACUCCAAGUCCACAAGAUACAUCAACUAGAAAAGAAAAAGAUACAUCAACUAGAAAAGAAAAAGAUACAUCAACUAGAAAAGAAAUAGAUACAUCAACUAGAAAAGAAAAAGACUGUGACUGUGACUUGCAAGGUGUCCUCCCAAGAAUAUGUGACAACCAGAAAAGGUGCCUGUGCCGCCCGGGAGUGGAGGGGCCCCGAUGUGACACUUGUAGCAUGGGCUUCUACUCUUUCCCUCUUUGCAAAGCCUGCCAGUGUUCACCCCUGGGAUCUUGCUGGACGUCCUGCAACCACAUAACUGGACAGUGCGAUUGCCUGCCACACUUAACGGGACGACAGUGUGACCGCUGCCUCUCAGGAGCCAUUGACUUCCCCCGUUGCCAAGGUCUUAGCGGAAUCUGUGACAUAGCCGGAACCAUCAGAUUCACCUCGGGGCGUUGCCAGUGCAAGGAUCAUGUCGAAGGUCCUAGCUGUAAUGUCUGCAAACCACUGUAUUGGAAUCUGGCCAAAGAAAACCCUUCUGGGUGUUCAGAGUGCAGGUGUCAUGAGGCGGGGACGCAGAGCCAAAUUGGAGAGUGUGUGCAGAGAAAUGGGAACUGUCCCUGCAAGGCCCACGUGACUAGCAAUGCCUGUGACACCUGCUCUGAUGGAUAUUUCACUUUGGAAAAUCAGAAUUACUUUGGAUGUAAAGGCUGUCAGUGUGACGUUGGUGGGGCGCUCGACCCCACGUGCAGAGGGCCCGACGGGGUGUGCAAGUGCCGAAAGCAUGUGGUGGGGAACACGUGCCAGGGGGCUGACUGGAACUACUAUUUCCCAGAUUUGCAUCAUAUGAAGUAUGAGGUUGAAGAUGGCACUGUACCUAAUGGCAAGAUCCUUCGGUUUGGGUUCGAUCCCCAGGAAUUUCCUGGGUUCAGCUGGCGAGGCUAUUCCCAGAUGACUGAAGUACAGAAUAAAGUAAAGCUGACGUUGGAUGUGGGGAAGGCAGAUGGCUCCUUGUUUCGCAUUAUCCUGAGAUAUGUUAACCCUGGAACUGAAGCAGUCGCUGGCCAUAUAACUAUUUACCCAAACAUGACGCAGAAAGGUGCCACUCAAAGGAAAGGGAUCACUUUCCUGCCAAGUAAGCAGCCAGCCUUUGUCACCAUCCCCGGAAAUGGCCUGGCAGAGCCAUUCUCAAUGACACCAGGGAUGUGGGUUGCUUUGAUCAAGGCCGAAGGAGUCCUCCUGGAUUACCUGGUGCUGCUCCCCAGGGACUACUAUGAAGCAUCCGCACUGCAGCCCCUCAUCACAAAACCGUGUGCCUCCCAUUGGGUUCCCCUGGAAAAUUGCUUGAAUUACCAGCAUUUGCCAGUGACCAGAUUCUCCUGUACCCUGGCGGAGAAAGCCAGUACCUUCCUGCGGGAUAAUAAAUCGGAACCCCUGACCCUGAGGAAGCCCAGCCGGAUACACCCUCUCAUGGUGGAUCUCAAUGGGGACAAGGUGGAACUGCAUCUGCAGCUGCGUGUCCCACAGGCCGGCCGCUAUGCCAUCUUGCUGGAGUACGCCGCCAACAAACUGACUGUGGUUGAUGUGACUUUGGGCAACCGGUCAGCCCUGGCAGGCCACGCGCACGUAUACAGCUGCAAGUACAGCAUCCUCUGCCGCAGCGCCGUGAUUGAUGACCACAGACGCCUCGCUGCGCAUGAGCUGUCAGGAGACACAGACAUUCAGCUCAGCCUUCACGGAGCCCGGCUCCUUCUGCAUCAGAUUUGCGUCAUUCCCAUUGAAGAGUUCUCAGCUGAAUAUCUGAGGCCUAGACUCCGCUGCAUCGCCACCUACAGGCCGCUUGUUAGUCAAGGCCUCACCUGUAUCUCCCAGACCCACAAGACUCCUCCAAGAGCCUUAAUUCUGAAUGUCCCCAAGGGGCAUCUCUUUCCUUCUGUAGAUGAAGCUGUUCUUGGACUCACCUUGCAGGCACCGCAGCACCAAGUGAUGCUGAAAGGAGUCAUACCACAGCAGGGCCGAUAUGUCUUCAUUGCCCACUUUUACCAAGCAGCACACCCGUCAUUUCCGGUGCGAGUGUCUGUGGAUGGAAGGAAACGGUGGACAGGUUCCUUCCAAGCCUCUUUUUGCCCCCAUGUGCUUGGCUGCCAGGAAGAAGUGAUCACCCAAGGCCAGGUUGAAUCUGACAACCCGAAGUCCAAGAUGGAUGUGACCGUGACCGUGUCAGUUCCGAAAGACAAGUCCUUGGUGCUGAUCCGAGUUCUCCUGGUGCCUGCGGAGAAUUACAACUCCCAAGUCACACAGUACAAAACAUUCUUGGACCAGUCCGCUGAGUUUAUCACCAGUUGUGGGGAAAACAGCUUUUAUCUCAACCCCGAGACAGCCUCUAGGUUCUGCAGGAAUUCCGCCAGGUCGCUGGUGGCCUUUUACCACAACGGCUCCCUGCCUUGUGACUGCCAUCCUGCUGGGUCCGUUAGCAACCACUGCAACACCAUGGGUGGGCAGUGCCAGUGCCGGCCCAAUGUCAUCGGGCGGCAGUGUACCCGCUGUGCCUCAGGCUACUACGGAUUCCCACGAUGCAGACAGUGCAACUGUGGCAAGCGCCUCUGUGACGAGACAACGGGCCAGUGCCUGUGCCCUCCCAACACCGUCCAGCCCCAGUGUGAGGACUGUGAGAUGCACUUCCACAGCUUUCACCCCAGGGCUGGCUGUGACAGCUGCGACUGCUCCCAGAAGGGUACCGAUAUUUCCAUGGAGUGCAGCCGGGUCACCGGGCAGUGCAGUUGCAAGUCCCCCGGUAUCACAGGCCGGAGGUGUGACCAGUGUGCUUCUGGAUACUACAAGUUUCCUGAGUGCCGGCCCUGCCGCUGCAACCGCAAUGGGACUCAGCCUCAAGUGUGUGACAAGAAGACCCAGGCUUGCUUCUGCAAGGAAAAUGUAGAAGGUGCACAGUGUGACAGGUGUCAAGAAGGAUCAUUUAAUUUAGACCCAGCAAAUCCCUUAGGUUGCACCAGUUGCUUCUGUUUUGGAGUGACUCAUCUUUGUACCAAAACAAAAGGUCUACACAUAAAGUUUAGGAGGAUGGAUUGCUGGCUCCUGCAGACAGCCGAUGGUGUCAACCUCCCUGUCAGCUACAAUCCAAGAAGCCAGAGUAUGGUUGCAGAUAUCCAAGAGCUGCCCUCCACAGUCCUCAAUGUGUCCUGGGUCGCACCUUCAUCCUACCUGGGGGACAAGGUUACCUCAUACGGUGGCUACCUCACUUACCAAAUCAAGUCCUUCGGCUUACCUGAGGACAUGGUUCUUCUGGAAAAGGCACCGGAUGUGCAGCUCACUGGUCGACACAUGUCCAUCGUGCAUGAGAUACCCAAUAACCCACAGCCAGACCAGCAACAGAAGGUGCAAGUGCAGUUGUUAGAGGGAAAUUUCAGACACUUUAGCAGUGGUGCCCCAGUGUCCAGGGACGAUCUGAUGGUCCUGCUGUCUGGGCUGGAAAGGCUGAGUAUCCGAGGCCUCUACUUCACGGAGACACAGCGGCUCACCCUGAGCUGGGUGGGGCUGGAUGUGCUCAGCCACGAUGGAUUGGAGCCAGCGCCUCUGGUGGAGAAGUGUACCUGUCCACCAGGCUACACGGGUGACUCUUGUCAGAGUUGCGGCCCUGGAUACUAUCGGGAUUACAGAGGCCUCUAUAACGGACUGUGCCUUCCCUGCCAUUGCCACGGACAUUCGAAUCGAUGCCAGGAUGGCUCGGGAAUCUGCAUUAACUGUCAGCACAGCACGGCCGGGGAGCACUGUGAGCGCUGCAAGGACGGUCACUACGGGAGCGCCGCCCACGGAUCCUGUAGGGUCUGCCCCUGUCCACACACCAACAGUUUUGCCACCGGCUGUGUUGUGAAUGGCGGGAACGUUCAGUGCACCUGCAAACCCGGAUACACAGGGUCCCAGUGCGAGAGGUGUGCGCCGGGAUACUUUGGGAACCCUCAGAAGUUUGGAGGUAGCUGCCAACCUUGCCACUGUAAUGGCAAUGGCCAGCUGGGCACCUGUGACCCCAUCACCGGAGACUGUGUAAGCCAAGAACCCAAAGACAGCAGCCCUGCAGAAGAGUGCGAUGACUGUGACAGCUGCGUGAUGACGCUCCUGAAUGACCUGGCCACCAUGGGCGAAGAGCUCCACCUGGUCAAGUCUCAACUGCAGGGCUUGAGUGCCAGCUCUGGUGCCCUGGAGCAGAUUCAGCACAUGGAGACCCAAGCCAAGGACCUGAGGAAUCAGUUGCUCCACUAUCGUUCUGCUAUUUCAAAUCAUGGAUCAAAAGUGAAUGGCCUGGAAAAAGAACUGAGUAAUUUGAAUCACGAGUUUGAAACUUUGCAAGAAAAGGCUCAAAUAAAUUCCAGAAAAGCACAAACAUUAUAUAACAAUGUUGACCGAACAAUCCAGAGCACAAAAGAGCUGGACAUGAAGAUUAAAAAUGUCAUCCAGAAUGUGCACAUUCUCUUGAAGCAGAUCUCCGGGACAGGUGGAGAAGGAGGAGGAAACAACUUGCCCAUAGGUGACUUUUCCAGGGAGCUGGCCGAGGCUGAACGCAGGCUGACGGAGAUGCGGAGCCGACACUUUGGGAAGCCCCUGCAAGAAGCCGAGGUUGAGGAAAGAGAAGCCCAGCUCUUGCUGAACCGGAUAAAGAGCUGGCUGGAAACCCACCAGGUGGGAAAUGAUGGACUCGCUAAGAAUAUACAAGAUUCUUUGAACGAUUAUGAGGCCAAGCUCCAUGACCUGCAGGCCAUGAUCCAGGAGGCAGCUGCCCAGGCCAAGCAGGCUGCUGGCCUCAACCACGAAAAUGAGAGAGCUUUGGGAUCCAUCAAGAGACAGGUGAAAGAAAUCAGUUCCCUGCAGCGCGAAUUCUCCAAGUACCUGAGCACAGCAGACUCGACUCUGAUACAGACCAGCUCUAUGCUGCAGCUAGUGGACAAAAACUGGAAGGAAUAUGAAAACUUAGCAGCCACUUUAAAUGAAGCUAGAUUGGAACUAAGUGACAAAGUGAGAGAUCUCUCCAGAUCUUCCAGCCAAGAGUCCCUGGUGGUGCAGGCAGAAAAACACGCACAGUCUUUACAAGAGCUGGCAAAGCAGCUGGAAGAGAUAAAAAGAAAUGCCAGUGGGGAUGAGCUGGUACGCCGUGCCGUGGACGCUGCCACUGCCUAUGAGAACAUCCUUAAUGCCAUCCAGGCAGCUGAGGACGCAGCCAACAAAGCCACCACUGCGUCCGAGUCUGCUCUUCAGACAGUGAUAAAGGAAGAUCUUCCAAGAAAAGCUAAGACUCUGAGUUCUGACAGCGAUAAACUGUUAAAUGAAGCCAAGAGAACACAGAAGAAGUUACAGCAAGAAAUUAGUCUGGCUCUCAACAACUUACAACAAACCUUGAAUAUCAUGAAGGUUCAGAAAGAACUGAUAGACACCAAUCUCACUUCUGUCCGCAACGAUCUUCGUGGGAUACAGAGAGGGGCCGUUGACAGUGUGAUCAGUGGUGCAAAGAGCAUGGUCAGGAAGGCCAGUGACAUCACGAGUGAGGUUCUGGAUGGACUCAGCCCCAUUCAGACGGACUUGGAAAGGAUCAAGGACAACUACGAGAGUGCACAGAGUGAAGACUUCAACAAAGCUCUAACUGAUGCUAAUAAGUCAGUAAAGAAAUUAACCAAGAAACUGCCUGACCUUUUGAGUAAGAUUGAAAGUAUCAACCAGCAAUUGUUGCCCCUGGGGAACAUCUCUGACAAUGUGGACCGAAUUCGGGAACUAAUUCAGCAGGCCAGAGAUGCUGCGAAUAAGGUCGCGGUCCCCAUGAGGUUCAACGGGAAAUCUGGCGUUGAAGUCCGGCUGCCGAAUGACCUGGAAGAUUUGAAAGGCUACACAUCUCUGUCUUUGUUUCUCCAAAGACCAGACUCAAGAGAAAACGGGGGGACUGAGGAUAUGUUUGUGAUGUACCUCGGAAAUAAGAAUGCCUCUGGGGACUACAUCGGCAUGGCAGUUGUGGAUGGCCAGCUCAGCUGUGUCUACAGCCUGGGCGACCGAGUGGCUGAACUCUCCGUGGACCAGAUCUUGACCAAGAGUGAGAGUCAGGAAGCCGUUAUGGACAGGGUGAAGUUUCAGAGAAUUUAUCAGUUUGCAAGGCUUAAUUACACUGAAAAAGCCACGUCCACUAAACCCAAAGCGCCCCAGUUCUAUGACACUCACAGUGGAAGCAGCAACACGCUCCUCAACUUGGAUCCGGAAAAUGUUGUGUUGUAUGUUGGAGGCUACCCACCUGAUUUUCAACUUCCUAGUAAACUAAGAUUCCCUCCAUAUAAAGGUUGCAUUGAAUUAGAUGACCUCAAUGAAAAUGUUUUGAGCUUGUACAACUUCAAAAAAACUUUCAAUCUCAACACAACUGAAGUGGAACCUUGUAGACGGAGAAAGGAAGAGUCAGACAAAAAUUAUUUUGAAGGUACAGGCUAUGCUCGAGUUCCAACUCAAGCAAAUGCUUUCUUCCCAACCUUUGGACAGACAAUCCAGACCACCAUGGACAGAGGUUUGCUGUUCUUUGCAGAAAAUCAGGAUCACUUCAUAUCCUUAAAUAUAGAAGAUGGCAGUGUCACGGUGCGAUACAAACUGGAUUCCGAGCCACCAAGAGAUAAAAGAAUUAGAGGCACCAUCAACAAUGGGAAAGAUCAUUUGAUUCUAAUCAAAAUUGGAAAAAUCCAAAACCUUAUGAGAAUAAAUGUGGAUGAUCAAAAUAUUAGAAUUGAAGGGAAAAUAUUUGAUUUCAGCGUGUAUUAUCUGGGUGGAAUUCCAAUUGCAAUCAGGGAAAGGUUUAAUAUUUCUACACCUGCUUUCCGAGGCUGCAUGAAAAAUCUGAAGAAGACCAGUGGUGUCGUGAGACUGAAUGAUACUGUGGGAGUGACCAAAAAGUGCUCUGAAGACUGGCAGCUUGUGCGGUCGGCCUCCUUCUCCAGAGGAGGACAGCUGAGUUUCACUAACCUGCAUGUGCCGCCCCCUGGCCACUUCCAGGCCUCCUUUGGCUUUCAGACCUUCCAGCCCAGUGGUGUGUUGCUAUAUUAUCAGACGCGGACAAGUAACCUGCAGGUAACUCUGGAAGACGGUCACAUUGAAUUGAGCACCAGGGAGAGCAACAGCCCAAUUCUUAAGUCUCCUCAGACGUACAUGGAUGGUUUACUGCACUACAUCUCUGUAAUAAGUGAUACCUCAGGCCUCCGGCUUCUCAUUGAUGACCAACCUCUCCGAAAGGACCAGAGGCUACAGAGUGUUUCAAAUUCCCCACAGUCCCUCCACCUGGGUGGGAGCGCUUUCGAGGGUUGUAUCAGCAAUGUUUUCAUCCAGAGGUUUAUGGAGAGCCCUGAGGUCCUAGAUUUUACUAAUAAAUCUACCAAGAGAGAAGUGUCCCUGGGAGGCUGCAGUCUGAACAAACCACCUUUCCUAAUGUUACUUAAAGGCUCCACGAGGUUUAACAAGGCCAGGACCUUCGACGUGAACAAAAUGUUGCAGGAUGCACCAGUGGCCUCUGCCAGGAGCACGGAAGUGUGGCGAGACCAGAAGCCCUGCUCACCCCCCGCUGCGGCCCAGACCAGUCUCAGAGCCCUCCAGUUUGGGGACAGUCCCACCAGCCACUUGCUCUUCCAGCUUCCCCAGGAGUUGCAGAAACCCAGGUCAGAGUUUUCUGUGGACAUACACACGACCUCCUCCAGGGGGCUGGUGUUUUACGCGGGCACCAAGAACUCCUUUAUGGCACUUUACCUGUUGAAAGGACACCUGGUCUUUGCCCUGGGGGCAGCAGGCAAAAAACUGAGGCUCAAAAGUAAAGAAAAAUACAAUGAUGGGAAGUGGCACACGGUGGUGUUUGGGCAAGAUGGCGGAAGGGGACACCUGCGUGUGGAUGGCCUGAGGGCCCAGGAAGGCAGUUUGCCCAGAAAUUCCACUGGCAGCCCAAGAGCAGAGGUUUACCUGGGGUGGUCUCCAUCAGGGAAGCCAAAGAACCUCCCCCAAAACAGCUUUGUGGGAUGCCUGAAGAACUUUCAAUUGGAUUUAAAACCCUUGGAUUCCCCUUUGACAAACUUUGGGGUAUCUCCUUGCUUGAGUGGCUCUUUGGAGAAAGGCAUUUAUUUCUCCCAAGAAGGAGGUCACGUCAACCUGGCUAACUCAGUGCUGUUGGGGCCAGAGUUCAAGCUUAUGUUCAGCAUUCGCCCAAGAAGUCUCACUGGGAUCCUAAUACAUAUUGGAAGUCAACGAGGACAGCACUUAAGUGUUUAUAUGGAGGCAGGAAAGGUCACAGCCUCUGUGGACAGCGGAGCGGGCAGGAUGUCGACGUCAGUGACCCCGAAGCAGGCUCUGUGUGAGGGGCAGUGGCACUCCGUGGCAGUCACCAUCAAACAACACAUCCUGCACCUGGAGCUGGACAAGGACAACAGCCACACAGCCGGGCAGCUCACCUUCCCACCCCACGGCACCCAAGGGUCUCUGCACAUUGGUGGUGUCCCAGCCAAUCUGAAGACAUUGAACCUUCCAGUGUGGAGGUCAUUUUUUGGCUGUCUAAAGAAUAUUCAAGUCAAUCAGAAGCUGGUCCCUAUUUCUGAAGCCAUGGAAGCCCAGGGCUCUGUCCGUCUGAACGGCUGCCCUGAGUACUAACCCAGAGCUGCCACACAGCAGGAAAUUUGCCUGCGUGCCUCCCUCCACAACUCAAAGUCAUGCUUGACUCGACACCAUCAGGACACGCUUACCGCACAUCUAAUUUUGAAUUCUGACCAUGUAGACCCAUCAUUUAGGCAGUCAAUGUAACAUAUUUCACACAAAAAUCCCAUUUCUUGAAGAAGAUGAACAAAUUGUUAUUCAAAUAUGUACAUCCAUGCUGCAUAUUAUUGCAUACAAAAAUCCCAUUUCUUGAAGAUGGACAAAUUGUUAUUCAAAUAUGAACAC